AUGGCCGACUUGGCCCAUCAAAUCGGUGAGCGGUCGGCGCAGCGUCGGCGGCUCGUCCACUCCUUCCCCGCCACUCCCCCGCCGAUUUCCCUCGAGGGCAGGGCGGCGAGGGCGCGCCGGCUGCGCUCGGGCGGCCGCCGCACUUGGAGUAUGGAGGAGGCGUGGAGUCGGCUGUCCCGACGCCUGACCGCUCCCUGCGCAAUUCCGGUCGACUUCUCCGCCGCCGCCUGCCUGCAGCGCUCCUUCCUGCGGACGCCGCGGCCCGCGAAACGCGUGCGCCGAGAGUAUUAUGUGAAGAAUGUCAUGUACAACUCGUAA
Molecule: messenger RNA, 318 nt
Organism: Bursaphelenchus xylophilus (pine wood nematode)
Lineage: Eukaryota; Metazoa; Nematoda; Chromadorea; Rhabditida; Aphelenchoididae
Source: the annotation of a GenBank genome assembly